GCCAGGGCUACAUUGUAAAAUCCUGUCUCAAAGUAAGUAAUGAAAAGAGAAUUGAACAAUUCUCAAUUACUCAAAUACUCAAUUGAGUAAUGAACUCAAUUACUUUGAGUUCUAAAUGCUGGGGGUGGGAAGGCAGUAGGAACAGUGGAGACAGCAUAAAACAACAAUACAUAACAUUUUGACCCUGGAACUGCUAAGGAACAGGACCUUGGUUGUUGAAGAGCUUGCAGAGACCAGAGCUCUGAAAUACCUUGCUAUUAGAACUUCACCAUGACCUAUUUAUUGUGAGCAGCUGUGGAAGCCGAUCUUACAGCUACAGAAAAACUUGCCCAAGAACUCAUUGUGUAGCAGGCAGUGAGUGUUGGCUGUUUGAAGUCAGCUGGAAAGUUUUAAAUACAAAACUCAAUAAGUUGAUGCCUCAUAAACAGACUAAAAAUCAAAACAGCCAUUGUCUUCAGCUCUCAUUCACAAACCAUUUCUCAAACAGAUUGUGACAAUAACAAAAAGUGGUUUGUAUGGGAAACUGGCCACAACCAGCUUAGUGGCCUCAAAGCACUUCCCAAAGCCAAACUUUAACCAAAAGAGGUCCCGGUCACUGGUGGUGUGCUGGGGCCCUGAUCCACUGUAGCUUUCUAAGUCCCGAUGAAAGAAUCACAUUUGAGAAGUUUGUUCAGCACAUCAUCGAGGUGCAGCCCCUGCAGUCAUCGUUGGUGAACAGAAAGGGCCCGGUUCAGAACAAGGCCUGACUAUGUGCUUCAAAACCUGAAUGAAUUGAACUGACCCCAGCUUCUUCAGCAUCUUGAAAACCUUUUGGAAACAUUUCCACAGCCAGCAGGAUGCACAAGGGUUCCUUCCAGGUGACACAGCCCGGCACCAUCGAGCUGUUAUUCUAGACCUACUGCAAGAGGCACUGACAGAAGCUGGGUUAACCUCCCAGGACAUUGAUUGCAUUGCUUACACCAAAGGUCCUGGUAUGGGAGCCCCAUUGGCUUCUGUAGCUGUCGUUGCCCGUACUGUGGCCCAGUUGUGGAAUAAGCCUUUGGUAGGUGUGAACCACUGCAUAGGCCACAUUGAAAUGGGCCGCCUCAUCACUGGAGCCAUUAGCCCAACUGUUUUGUAUGUCAGCGGAGGAAAUACUCAGGUGAUUUCCUACUCAGAACAUCGUUACCGCAUCUUUGGGGAAACUAUUGAUAUUGCUGUGGGAAAUUGUCUGGAUCGUUUUGCUCGAGUGCUGAAGAUUUCCAAUGACCCAAGUCCAGGCUACAACAUUGAGCAGAUGGCAAAGCGAGGCAAGAAGCUAGUUGAGCUGCCAUACACUGUAAAGGGGAUGGAUGUCUCAUUCUCAGGGAUUCUGUCUUUCAUCGAGGAUGUAGCGCAGAAAAUGCUGGCCACAGGGGAAUGUACUCCUGAAGACCUGUGUUUCUCCUUACAGGAAACUGUGUUUGCAAUGCUAGUGGAGAUCACAGAGCGAGCCAUGGCACACUGUGGCUCCAAGGAAGCCCUCAUCGUAGGAGGAGUUGGAUGUAACGUGAGACUGCAGGAGAUGAUGGCAGCAAUGUGCCAGGAGCGGGGAGCCCAGCUCUUUGCCACAGAUGAGAGAUUCUGCAUUGACAAUGGAGCCAUGAUAGCCCAAGCAGGUUGGGAGAUGUUUCAAGCUGGACAUAGGACCCCUCUCAGAGAGUCUGGAAUUACACAGAGCGUUGCGCUGAGACCUAGUUUUUCGGAAAGACUGCUUCUCUUAACGCCUGGUGGUGAGUCUUUCACAUCCAUGUACCGCUGGGCAUGGAGGUGGUGCAGCAUCUCUUCUUUCUUUCCCUCCUCUGUCUCUUUGAGACAGGGCCUCUCUAUGUAGCCCUGCCUGGUUUGGAGUUUGAUGUGUAGACUAGACUGGCCCCAAUCUCACGGAGAUCCACCUGCCCCUGCCUUCUGAGUGCUGGGAGAAAGGUGUGCACCGCCACGCCCCACCUCUUGCAACGCACUGUUCCAUAACUCAGUCUCAUCCCGUUCUUCUGCCACAAUCUGGCUCUUCAGGUUAUUAUGUGGAAUCCAUCCCUUUUCCAGGACCUGAAACCCUUUGAUCUUACUUCCUUUCUACAUUGUUUGCUAUCCUCAGUUAAAUUCCAAUAAUAAACACCUUGCUGCAGA
This is a messenger RNA of Cricetulus griseus (Chinese hamster), 2145 nucleotides long. The record is from RefSeq and is a predicted model, not a curated record. NCBI's taxonomy places the organism in Eukaryota, Metazoa, Chordata, Mammalia, Rodentia, Cricetidae.